AUGUUUUCUCGUGUCGCCGCCAUUUCCUUCCUCGCGCUGCCUCUCCUCGCAGCCACCAACCCGGUCGAGCUCGCCGUCCGCCAGUCUGCAUGCUCUGUUGGGUCGUUCGAAUGCUGCGACAACACCGUGGAUCCCAACUCUUCCAAAGGCGAGCAGAUCCUAGGCCUCUUAGGCCUCCUCGGCAUCACCGACUUGAUCGGCAUGGAUUGCUCGCCGAUUGCGUCCGGUGACACAUGCAACGCCUCUCCUGUGUGCUGCACGGACAACAGCAGCUACAACUUCAUCUCCCUCGGGUGCAUCCCCAUCUCCCUCUGA
Sparassis crispa is the source of this 315-nucleotide messenger RNA. Its product is annotated as Hydrophobin-1. The transcript is spliced from 3 exons. Gene Ontology annotation, cellular component: fungal-type cell wall. NCBI's taxonomy places the organism in Eukaryota, Fungi, Basidiomycota, Agaricomycetes, Polyporales, Sparassidaceae. The coding region runs from base 1 to 315 and encodes 104 amino acids. Gene Ontology annotation, molecular function: structural constituent of cell wall. The record is from RefSeq and is a predicted model, not a curated record.